Chlamydomonas reinhardtii is the source of this 3148-nucleotide messenger RNA. RefSeq lists its product as uncharacterized. The transcript has 10 exons. Lineage: Eukaryota; Viridiplantae; Chlorophyta; Chlorophyceae; Chlamydomonadales; Chlamydomonadaceae. The record is from RefSeq and is a predicted model, not a curated record. Bases 245 to 3046 code for a protein of 933 amino acids.
AUUACAGGCAAUUGUCGCACAACUCCGCAACCGAGAAACCCGUCCGUCUUUUACUCCAACAGGCAACAGGCGUUUUAUGGGUGCGGUCACCAGCGCAAGAACAACCCCUUAUAACUAGUUAAAAUGUGCAUAUGAUGCGCUCAUAUGAAGUGUAACAGCAACAGCGCGUGCUGAAGACCAUUCGGCUAGCCAAAUCGCAACAACUUAUCGCAGACCUCCUGCCGGCGCUGCGGUGUCGUCAGCGAUGGCAUCAAUGAUGACGCAUUCCUCGGUGUUCGCCGCUCCACAGCGCUGCCAGGCCGGGCUGGGUGUGGGCCGGCUGUCAGCGAGCGCACUGGUGCCCUCGCCUCCGGGCUCUUCAUCCGCCUCCAGUGGCGCGUGGCCAGUUUCUACACCCCAGCGACCCACUGCUUGCGGUCUGUCUAUGAAACUGCCAGGCGCACGCGCUAGCGCCAGCGCCUGCGCCAGCGCCAGUGCUGCCACCACGGGCUCAAAGUCGGCGCAGCUACACGCUCACCAUCAACGCCACGUUCCACAACGCGAACACCUCCCACGACACCCAGCUCACCCACAGCGGCCGCAGCACCCGCAGCACCCGCAGCACCCGCCCCGCCUCCCCGGCCGCCGGCGGGGCCCGGGGCCGUGCCGGGCGGGGGUGCUUGAGGGGUUUUCCGGCGUGUCAAACCUCAUGGCCCCGGAGUUCGCCACCGUGUUCUCAGCCAUCAUCGCCAUCACUUCGGUCUCGAUCAAUCUGUACGGCGGACUCAUCACGGAGAAGCGCCGGGCAGAGCUUGCCAGAGAGGUGGAGAGGGAGCGGCAGACCUUGGCGGCUGCUGAGGAGGAGCGCUCGGUGGUGGCGCGCUACCGGGGGCCGCUGCUGGAGGCCACUGCCGACUUGGAGGCGCGCAUCUACCACAUAGCCACGUUGUCGGGCGAGUGGCGAAGCGGCGAGGUGGUGUGCGAGGAGGAGGUUGUGUACACGCUCUUCUGCCUGGCACAGUGGCUGGGGUUUCUGGAAGUCAUCCGACGCGAGGGGCCGCGUGAGCGCUCCUUCCUGCAGCGCAGCGGCGGCACCGGCAACACAAGCGGCGGUGCGGCUGGCGGCGGCGGUGCCGAUGGCGCCGGCGGCCCGGGUCUGCAGGGAGGCACCGACACGCUCACCACACUCGUGGAGGGGUUCCGGUUCGUGCUGUCCGCGCACCCCACCACGCUUCGCAGAUGGUACGAGCAGGGCGACGACCGCGAUCAUCCCGGACUGCGCUCGCGGCUGCUGAUGCUGCGGGGAACACCCGCGCUGCCGCCGCCACACGCCAUGCGGGCAGCCGCUGCGGCCGCUGCUGCGGCAGCGGGGGCAGGUGUGGCGGUGGCAAAGGUCGGCGGCGCGCCUCCGCACUUGCCGCCAGCGCCUGAGACGGACUGGGCGGCGGUGUCUGCAGCGGCCGCGGCCGCGGCCGCCUCCAGUAGUAGCCCCAUCCCUAGCAGCGGUGGCAGCGCGUAUGGCAUUAGCAGCACCAGCACCAGCAGCAGCGGAGGGGCAGAGCCGGCGGGCCCGUCGCAGCAGCAGCAGCAGCAGCAGCAGCAGCAGCAGCAGCAGCAGCAGCAGCCCACGUGGCGCGGGGCGUGGGUGGGCAUGGCCAACGGCGGCGUGGGUGCGGGCGGCGGGCCAGCGCUGCCGCCGCCGCCCACACAGCCAGUGAUGCUGCUGCCGGCGGGGUUCAACUCACCGGGGUCGGUUGGGCGGCCGCCGGCGUACGGCCCCGGCGCGGGGUCCGAGCUCGUCAUUGGGAGCCUGGACGAGUUGAGCCUGCAGGAGGCCGGUUUCAAUGCCGACGCCAACGGCGACGGCGACGGCAACUCCUCCUCUUUCUCCACGUCGCCACCGCCGCAGCCACAGCAGCAGCAGCAGCAGCAGCAGCAGCAGCAGCUACAGCUACAGCCACUGCCGCCGCCGCCGCAGAGCCCCAUGCCCGGCGCGGCGCCGCGUUACCCCCCGCCCGAGCCCACGACACUGACCGUGCCGCCGCCGCCGUCCGCCGCCGGCGCGCCGCCAUCGGCUGGCGGCAACGCCGUCGCUGCCGCGAUGAUGUUUGCUGACUUCGGUCCUUCACUCGCGAGUCUCAGCAGCCUCAGCAGCAUCGACGAAGGCUCCUUCUCGGGCUUUGGCGGCGCCGCGGCUUUUGGUGGAGGACUGGAGGGGCUCGGAGCUGGCGGUGGUGCAGCUGCGGCAGCUGCAGCAGCUGCAGCCGGGCGGGAGGGGGGCUACGAGGCGGCGGGCGGGCGGCUGUCGGCGCCACGUGAUGUGUUUCACAUGUCGCGUGGCACGCAGCGCUCCAUUGGGUCCAUGAUGGUGGUCACGCCCAUGGGCGCCAAGCGCCACUACACCACCAGCUACGGCGACUUCUACAACCGCUACUACCUGGACCCUGUGUUCGCCAGCUGGCUGCGGCCGGUGCACACUGACAUCCUGGCGCUGGUGGGCGGCAGGAGGUGGACGGGGCAGGGGCCCUUCCCGCUCAACAGGUGGACUCGGCUGCUCCUGCUGCAGCAGCUGCUGGUUGAGGCCAUCGACCUGCUGGACCCGGCGCACGUGCGCGUGCCCGCCAACCGCCGCGUGGUGCUGGCACCCAUCAGCUUCCGCGAGGCGCCCGAGCUGGAGGCGUACAGGGCGCGCAUGCGCGAGAUGAGUCAGGUGGAGUCGCCGCUGCAGAUGCAACAAAGCGCGGACGCCGCCGCCGCCGCCAGUCCCUUGGGCCGGCUCCGCGCCUGGGUGCAGGGCCUGUCGGCGCAGCAGGUGGGGGCUGGGGAGGCAGGAGCCGCCCCUGCAGCCUCGACUUCGUCGUCGUCGGGGGCGGCGACAGGAGGCAUCUACACGCCUGACCUGGUGUCCACGACAGCGGCGGCUGCGGCGCUGGGCGCGGCGGGGAACGGAGACGGCGCGGUGGCGGCGGGACAGCAGCAGCAGCAAGCUACGGUGGUGGUGGUGGCGCCGGGGAGUGCGGGCGGCGCCAGCAAUGGAAACAGUGGUGGCAACGGCACGGGGCGGUAGAGCUAUCAGCGCGCACGGCUUAGUGACAACCAAAGCACUGCCGGGGCCAUUCGCGUAUCCCGAGGACACGGCAGUGACCCGCCCCUGUAAUAUGGCUAUGCG